UGAAGGAAAUUCAUAAGACAUUAUUAAGCUAUGGUAUAGUCAAUAGUGAGAUACAUUAAAAAUGAAAAAUGGAAAUACAACAACAAUAAAAAUACUUUUGGAGAAAAAAAAAAAGGAAACAAGAGGAAAGUUGAAAAAAAAAAAGGAAAUUGUAAUCAGACUUUUGCUUAUUAAAACAUAACAUAACACUUGACUUCUCCACAAUUUCCAAUUUCACAACAAUCUCUUCUCUUAUUUCCAAUUUCUUACGACUGAGAUCAUCUCUCUUUCUCUGAAUUUGUUAUCUUAAUUCACUCUCAGAUAAUGGAAACCAAAUCACUCAACGUCGAUGUUAAUGUAACGGCUUUGUUUUUUACUCCAUCUUCAGGCUUCUUAAACGAACUAAUAAUCAUUCGACCGAGACAAGUCGAGGAAUUUCUCAUAGACGACAACGAUCAUAGUGUCACGAGUCUUGGCUCUUACCCGGACUCUCCUCCUUCCGACCCACUAAUCUAUCUCAAAUUCCAAAGCUUCGAACCAAACUACCUCUAUCAACUUGUCCAUACCCAACUCCACGAUCAUGUCUUGUCCAAACAAAUAUCUGACCAGAUUGUUGUUAAAGCACAAGAGCUAAGAAGUGAUCAAAGUUCUGAUCACUUGCCACAACAACCCUUAUUCAUGGGAGUCUCCGUCAGAUUUACACGCAAGGUAUUCAAAGUUGUGUCUUGUAAUUGUGCUCCAUCGACAACAGAUUUGGUGGAAACAGAGACAUGUGCGAUAUGUCUGGAGGAUAUGUUGGAGUCGGGAUCUAUCUACCAUAUGCAUAAUUGUUCGCAUCUGUUUCAUCAAGGUUGUCUCAACGAGUGGUUGAAUCGACAACAGAAUUCAUGUCCUCUCUGUCGCCAACCUAUUUACCAGUAGCAAAAGUGAAACAGAGUCUAAUAAUUAGGGUUUCAAAACAUGGUUUUUUUUGUGUGUGUAUG
This is a messenger RNA of Arabidopsis lyrata subsp. lyrata, 962 nucleotides long. RefSeq names its product RING-H2 finger protein ATL78. Bases 304 to 900 code for a protein of 198 amino acids. The transcript has a single exon. NCBI's taxonomy places the organism in Eukaryota, Viridiplantae, Streptophyta, Magnoliopsida, Brassicales, Brassicaceae. The record is from RefSeq and is a predicted model, not a curated record. Gene Ontology annotation, molecular function: ubiquitin protein ligase activity. Gene Ontology annotation, biological process: protein ubiquitination.